Messenger RNA from Photinus pyralis (common eastern firefly), 630 nucleotides. It is a transcript of the gene MagR, whose product is annotated as iron-sulfur cluster assembly 1 homolog, mitochondrial. Gene Ontology annotation, molecular function: 2 iron, 2 sulfur cluster binding. Gene Ontology annotation, cellular component: mitochondrion; cytoplasm. The coding region runs from base 104 to 505 and encodes 133 amino acids. The record is from RefSeq and is a predicted model, not a curated record. Lineage: Eukaryota; Metazoa; Arthropoda; Insecta; Coleoptera; Lampyridae. The transcript has 5 exons. Gene Ontology annotation, biological process: iron-sulfur cluster assembly.
AAUUUUUAAUUUAUCACUGCGGUAUCUAUCAUAUCAUAACCUCAUAUUUCAAAGUGAACAGUAAAAUUUAUGAAUAACUGAACCAAAUUUAUUUCUGUAGAUAAUGGCAACAAAGUUAGUCGCUACCGCAACAGUUCGCGCUAUGAAAGGUCGAAAAUUAUUACCUUCUAGAGCGGCAUUGAUACUGACUCCAGCUGCAGUUAAUAAAGUAAAAGAAAUUCUAGACGGGAAAAAAGACUAUCAAUUACAGGUUGGAUUGAGAAUUGGUGUUCGACAAAGAGGGUGUAAUGGACUAUCGUAUACAUUGGAUUAUGCCACACAUAAAGAUAAAAUGGAUGAAGAAGUGGUACAGGAUGGAGUGAGAGUUAUAAUUGAUAAAAAAGCUCAAUUAACACUCUUAGGCACCGAAAUGGAUUAUGUGGAAUCAAAGUUAGCUUCAGAAUUCGUGUUCAAUAAUCCUAACAUAAAGGGCACGUGUGGUUGUGGAGAAUCAUUUAGUAUAUAAAAAAUUGUGUGUUGUAGACAUUGUAUAUAGGUAGUCUGUGUAUAGAAGAUAUUUAUUGAAAUUGUAUUGUAAACAUUUGAGACAUGUGGUCAAAUGCAUGCAAAUAAAUACAUGUAGAAAAUAGA